AUGUCGUUGGGUGAGCAACCUGUGGCUAUCGAUUAACAUUCAUAUUUAGCAUACACAGCAUCAUAUCAGAGUGGUAGUAAUGCAGUCAUUUUGCGUUAUAAUGGUCCUCAUGGGUUCUUUCCAUUUCACCACCUCCUCUACAUUGACCUUACUUGUAUUUAACUUCCUCUGCCUACCUGCAAUAGUUAUUCUUUUUAGAUCUGAGUUCUGUUACAAUUGUGUGUCAGGUUUAGAGCUGGCAUGUCCUGUGGCAGUCAGUCUGAGGAAACAGAACAGAACAGUGAACAACAGAUCCUGUCAGUACACAAAUACGGUUGGCUGUCACUUUCCUUCCCUGGCACUCUGUUAUUUAACUCUCCUUCAUUACUUCCUCUCCCUCCUCUCAUUUUACAUUUACAUUUUAGUCAUUUAGCAGACGCUCUUAUCCAGAGCGACUUACAGUUAGUGAGUGCAUACAUUUUCAUACUGCUCCUCCUCUCCCUCCUCUCCUUGUCUUCCCUCCUGUCCUGACAGGACCUCCCUCGGCGCCACAGAACCUGGUCUACAACAUUAACCAGACCACCGUCAGCCUGGAGUGGAGCCCGCCGGCCGACAUGGGCGGUCGUAACGAUGUCACCUACAGGAUUAUGUGCCGGCGCUGCAGCUGGGAGCCGGAGGAGUGCGUGCCGUGCGGGGGGAACGUGGGCUACUCCCCCCAGCAGGCGGGAUUAGUGGACACCUAUGUAAACGUGGUGGACCUACUGGCCCAUGCCAACUACACCUUCGAGGUGGAGGCCGUCAAUGGGGUCUCUGACCUCAGCCGCACCCAGAGGCUGUUUGCCGCAGUCAGCGUCGCCACCAGUCAAGCAGGUAGGCUCAUAGAGAUACAAUAUAAUGUUCCGUUUAAUUCUGUGGUUUGGCUAGAACAAAGCCCUGCGUCAUCACUGAGAAGGUAGAGCUGCUGGGGUGUUAUUUUACCUGCACUUCAAUAUUCCUCUGCUGUGGGCUGGUGUGGGCUGGAAUUGCUUUUAUGAUUAAGUUACAAAGAAAUACAAAUGUUCAUAUGCAGCAUUUUUGAGUCUCCUAGAUGUUCAGGAUAAGCGAGGCAGAUAUGGCCCUUUUAGGAUACAGAAUUAUGUUAAAAGUUUGCUCUUUGGUCUCAGCACAUUCUGACAAAACUAUAUGGGUAUUUUGCAAUGAGGUUGGCAGUGCAGUUCAAUUGAGAACAUGCACCUUAAGUACCUUAAGCAUUCCACAUUGGCUUUAAUGAUUAUAGGCUGAUAUUAUCCACAACAUUUCUAGUUUGCAUAUUACCCAGAUUAAUUUAAUGUGUGCGUCGGAGCUAUGGUGGCAAAAAUUAUUAACGUAGCAAGGCUUGCUGCCAGAUGGACCAUAGGAAACAGUGUGUGUCCCUAACACCCCUGGGAACCUACCAUAAUUAAAAUGCUGUAUUUCUUUGGUGACACACUCCAACUCAAGGCAGCACUAGACCUUUUUUAAAUUAAUUAUUUAUAUGUAUCCACCAAACAAGAUUUAUCUUUCAUGCUCAAGCAUCCAUGAAAUACAGUUGGCGUAAAAAGGGCAAACUUACUAGGGUCAUUAAAAGAGGAUUGCACAGCCAUUGUGGCUCGUAAAGAGGGCAUGGGGAACAUUAUCAUCAUAACCAUGUUGCUAACCAGUAUCUACAGAUGUAGGAUCUUAAUUUGAGCCAGUUUGCUACAACAGGAAAAUAACCCUACAGCAACAGGAAAUGUGAAAUAUUAUGUGGAUUAUAAUUAAUGGACAUUUCUGUAGGGGUAGGUACAUUUUCCGUUAGGGAAAAUCAAGUCUGAAAUGUUAAAGUGGAAAUUACAAACUUCAGAUCAAAUUAAGAUCCUACAUCUGUACGAGCAUUCUGGGACUUGUGGUGCACUCUAAGCCUCUUGUGGUAUACGUUUCAAUUUUACUUUGAACCACCUUUCAGAUUACUGGCUAACUGAAAUGAGGAUUGGGAUGUUGUCUUUUUGAGUUUAGCUUCACCCAUACCCAACCGUAUACAUGAAUGCAGAAGAGCUGCAAGUCUUUGAAUUCUUUGCUGAAAGAAUUGGGUCAAUCCUGCACAUUCAGCCAUGUCCUGCGGUGCUAUGAUACUCUCCUGGUAAGAUGAAGCUGCAUACAGUAUUCCGAAAUGUUUCAUUGCACUCAUCUAGAAUACUGUACCACAUUAUGUUUUGCAUGUAUUGAGAAAUGAAAAGAUCAAAUAAACAAAGUAGAGGAACUAAUAUGGCGACAACCUCCAUUCCUAGAUUGCCAAAAGGUUACAGAGAGAGAAAGAGAUGGGAGGAACAGGAUGGAUAAUUGCUGCCAGGCAGCAGAAUGAAUUUGGGAUAAACUGUAGAGAAUGAUGUAUGUUCUGUGACACAGUUGAUGACAGAGACGCACGCUGGAUGGUGCUGGUGGUUGCCUUGCCAAGGAUACAUGGACACUGCAAGGAGGGAGACCUGCAGGAAAACACAGGGAAAACAAUUAACACAUGGCUCUCUCAGAGCCUCUUAUAAUUACAUGUUGACAACAGACUAUUACUCUGCUAACCCUGGGGAAUAUUUAGCCAUCAUAAAUGGAGGGAAAUAAAGGGAGGCAUUUUGAUGAGGAAGGAAUUAUGUUUACGUCUUAAAGCUAGCUUUAGGCUACUAUUUGAAGCUAUGUAGGCUACCAUUUGAAGCAAACCUAGUUUGAGAUGCACUCUACUAUUUAUUGUAAUUAGAUGUGUUGAUAUAUGUUUUAUGAACCUAUAGCCUAGAUACAUUAUGACUGAUUUCAACAUUAUGGAUGUAAGAGACUGUUUGGCUUCAGUUUGAUGAUGAGCAAACACAUAUUGUUAAUGAGAUCCUCAUGUGAGAGAGCAGGAAGAAUCAGAGUGUUGUUGUGCACGUAGAAGGCCAGACAUUAACCCCGUCCUGCGCAGCUCUUAGCACUGGCCCCUCACUGUGUCCGGCUGCUGUUCCCAGAGCCGUUAGGGAACGCUCCAGUGCUUUGUAAUUGGAACAUCGGCGCUUCCUAAAACAAUGGCCCCUUUCCGAGCAAGCAUGCAUGGCCACAUCGUUAAAGAAUGACUGCAUUAUUAAACCCUUUACGGCUCAUCAUCCAGAAUUGAUUAACCUUUCCUGGGGAUGGAGGUAGAGAGAAAAGAGAGAGAGAGAGAUGAGAGAGAGAGAGAGAGAGAGCGAUCUAGAGAGAGAGAGAGAGAGAGAGAGAGAGCGCAGCGCUAGAAGAGAUAUAGAAUUAGAGAAUAAGAGAGCGAGAAUAUAGAAGAAGAGAGAAGAGAGAUAAAGCUCCUCUCUCUCUCCCUCUCUCUCUCUCUCUCUCGCUCUCUCUCUCUUCCUCUCUCUUCUCUCUCGCUCUCUCUCCUCUCUCUCUCUCUCCUCCUCCUCUCUCUCUUCUCUCUCUCUCUCUCUUCUCUCUCCUCUCUCCCUCUCUCUCUCUCCCUCUCUUCUCUCCUCCAUGUCUCUCUCUACUCUCUCUUCUCUUUUUCAGCAACUGCCUUAAAGAGAGGAGGGAUAGGAGAGACCCUCUAGCGGGUGGUGCCUCUCUCUUCUCCUGCAUGAUAAUCAGCCUGUGCAGAGGAGAGGAGAGGAGAGGAGAGGGAGCUGGAGGAGAGGAGCAGAGGGACUGACUGGGAGAAGGGAUGCUGCACAGUGCUGCUCGAAUACAGAUGGUGAUACAUCUGAUGAGGAAUUCACACCUCCCCUAUUCACACCUCCCUAUACCAAAGGAAGUGUGUGGAGUGAGGCUGUGAUGAGGCAGGCUGCAGCUGUGGAGCUGAGGAACUGUACAAGGUGCUGAGUGCUUAUUGUUCCAAGUAAAAUCUAAUGACCUCUCAGCUCAGUGUUUAAAUAGCUACUGUUGGAGAUGCAGUGCAAGUUCAUCAUCUUGAUUUCUCUCUGACUCCCCCUUCGCGUCCUCACCAUGUCCUCCUCCACAGGUGA
This is a messenger RNA of Coregonus sp. 'balchen', 3944 nucleotides long. NCBI's taxonomy places the organism in Eukaryota, Metazoa, Chordata, Actinopteri, Salmoniformes, Salmonidae. The record is from the annotation of a GenBank genome assembly.